This is a messenger RNA of Didymodactylos carnosus, 4725 nucleotides long. Lineage: Eukaryota; Metazoa; Rotifera; Eurotatoria; Philodinida; Philodinidae. The record is from the annotation of a GenBank genome assembly.
CCCGAUCUCGAAAGCGAUUUCAUCAACAUACACUGAUAACUAUUGUGAGAUUGUGCUAAUUUCGUAAUCAUGACAAAAUGGGCGAAGCUGCGCAGAAAUAUCCAUAACGAGAAAAUUUACAUUUUAUUUACGCAAGUGAUGAAAGAUCAAUAAUGUUGCUUCAGUUACUGUCAGUAACAGAUUCAGAAUAAAUCUCAUAACUAGAUUACGCUGACAAUUAAAAGUAACGAUAAAACAUUUGGGUUCAUUGACACUUGCGUGUUUUUGUCGAUUACUAUAGUUUAGACUGGCUUAGCAAAGAAUAGCUCUUGGCUACUAAUCCAUUCAAUAAUAUACAUUUUACAAUUGAAAUCAUUUCAAUCAUUCAUUUUAGAAUGAUGUGUCCGUGAGCUUUGUACAAUCUCUGAAAAAUGGUUGAAUUGAAAUAUUUUUUGUGAUUCUAAGUAUUUUUCCGGUGUUGAUUAGAACUUACAAUUUCUUUCUGAGUAGUAGGAUGAAUCAUAGAUUUCCAACACUAUAAUUUUCUGAAUACAUAAUAUUAUAGGUGACACUUUUCUCUAGGAAAUGAGACAUUGUCAAUUGGUUUAGCUUAUGGGUUUGUGAAAUGUGAACUGAAACACUAAAGUCAUUUAUUCUGAGCGACACUUCGAAAGUGCUACAUACAACAAGAAAACGAUCAAUCUAAAUAGCUUUUUGUAGAGAUCGCAUUUUAAAGUAAUUACCAUUUAAAUUGCAUCUUUUAAAAUAUAAUUAAUGGUUAAUGAUAUGAAAUUAGAGAAGAGCAUUAAGCAUCAGGUCAUCGAAAUAAAAAAGAACGUUGUUUUUUUCAUCUUUUUUGCACUCUUUCAAAUAUUAUAUAUUUUAUAAAACAAUUAAUUUUCAGAAUUGUAGGUAAUCGAUUGUAAAACUAAAUACUUAGAAACUGGAAGAUGUGUUAUUUGAAAAGUUUCUUUUUCAAACUGUAGUCAGUUCUAUGUCGAUUUUAUUUAAGAUCUUUUUUAUGUGAAAAUAAUGCCAUGAUAGGUCUCUGAACGUUUGUCCACAACUUUACUCCUUGGAUAUGAAUAUAAAAGAGAAUGUAUAGUUUACACUAUUUUGAUUAAGACAAAAUAAGACAAAAUAGCUUAUCGAUAGUAAUGUUUGAAAGUUUUAAAAUAUUCUUAAUAUAAACAUUAUCAGUUAAAUUUCUAAUAUUUAUUAUAGUAUUCAUUUUGGUCAUUUAGUGUAUAUGCCGAUGGUGGUCGUCGUGUUACUGCUCCACCGACUCCCAAACAAUCAUGGGGUGAUUUAUCAGCAACAACGGUUAUUGAUUCAGGUGCUCUUAUGCCUGUUCACUCUUCAAAUUCUCGAUCAACAUCAGAAUUAAAUUCUUAUUUGUCUCGUCGUCGUAAUACAACUGGUAGUAUUCAAUUUACAAAAAUAGUCGAUUUAAAUAAGACACAAAAUAUAUUUCAAGCUGUAGAAGAUUCUGAUAUAAUAACCACAAAAUAUUUGGUUACAACUCAUGAAUCAUUAAUUAAUUCUUACAAUGAAUUUGAUUGGUGUCCAUUAGAUUUGGCCAUUAUGCUUAACAAUGUACCUAUGAUCAAAUUAUUAAUUCAAUAUGGAGCAAAAGAAAGUGAAAAAAUUCAACCAGAAGACCGUCGCUAUCGAAGUGUUUGUUGUAUAUUAGAAAAGUUAGAUAACGAGCCAACAUCAAGAAAAAAUUCGAGAUUAACUGUUGAAGAUACUCAGAGAAAAUCACGUGAAAAACGUCGAAAUAUGUAUAUACAAAUGAAGGAAAAUUAUGAGCAAUCAAUUAUAACAGAAACGGGUGAACAAGUAGAAAAGGUUUCUAAUCAAGCUUCGGCAUCGGAGACAACUAAUUCAAGAUUUCGUGCUCGCGCUGUCAUUGUUAAAACAUGUCUACAAUUUAUAAGUAAAUCAAGAUGGAGAGUAUUAGGAAUUGAACAUGCAGCAACCAAACUUGAUCAAGAAAAACGUGUUCCAGAUGCUCCAACAAAUGUAAGAUUAAUGGUAACAGGAUCCAGUAGUAUCACAGUGGCAUAUGAUGAGCCGAUACGAGUCAACGGAGGAUUAGCGACAAAAUACAAAGUUGAAUGGUCAACAUCAGAGGAUUUCAGUGAACUAGUUCAAUUUCAUGUCGUUAGAAAUUGUUUUGUACAUGAAUAUGUUAUUCGAGAUUUAUCAGUUGGUAUACGAUGUUAUGUGAGAGUAUCAGCUGGAAACAUGAAAGGUUUUGGUCCAGCCACCAUAACUAAUCCCCCUUUUUGUAUACCAUCAAGUUGGCGUGAAUUUUCAAAAACAUCUCGUCAAAGUUUAUGUGAAACAAAAUUCACUGAAAUUUUAAAUAGGAUCAAACCAGACAAAAUUUCAGCAACAACGGCUGAAGGACAAGAAUCACCUGAGAUGCCAAAUCCAUCAUCAACGAGACAGCGUAGGCGAAGUUAUGGACAUAUACGAAAAAAUGUUCGUCAACUACUUCAAUUACAUCCAAAAUUAGAAAAAACAAUGAAACGUGGUUUAUAUUUGGUGUCUAUCGUGUUCAAUGGUGAUCGAAUGUUAAUUAGUAAUGAAGAUAUGUUUCCCAUGGUUGAAGUGGAUGAAAACUAUGGAAAUAAUUUAUUAGCAGAUUUUCAAUGGUUUAUCAAGCUUAGCUUUGAUUGGGAUGAAUUAAAAACACUACGUCCUAAUUUUGAACGUUGUGGAAGUGCAACAACAUUUUUUCUAAGAAUGAAACUGGUACAAGCAGCCAUUGAAUUACAAAUGUUAUUAGACAUGACGAACCUUGGACGUUUACAUCAUCAUUUUGUUCGUGAUAAUUAUGAAACUGCAGCAUUUGUUUUAAUAUGUGAAUUACACGGUGAUUUACGUACAUGUCCUGUCAAUCUAAAAUGGUCAUCUAUUGCACGAUUUCGAGAACAAAUUCAAGAAACAGAAUCAAAUAAAAAGCUCACAUGUAUACAGCAGAUAGCUGAUAAACUAGGAGAUUUGAUCAAUUUUUAUCAAUCAUCAGUAAAUCGUUUAGAUAGUGGUUUAUAUUUAGCAUAUUUAAAAAUGCAAAAUAGUGUCGAUUCUGUUCGAGUCAUGGUCGAUAGACGUAUGCCCGGCAUGCUACCGUGUGCAAAAAUAAGAAAUAUUUCAAAUGUAUCAAGAGAAGAAUGGGAAUGGUUACAUCAAACUUCAACUGACGUUUCAACUUCAAAUGGUUUAGAUUUAGUAUGUUCAACAUCAUCUGUUAAUGAAGAUUCAGAAUCGUCGAUAAUGAAUAUAAUAUCAUUUAAACAACAAUUCAGUCAAGCAGCCAAACAAUUGUGUCUAAUGUUAAAUUUACCUGAGACACGUUUUUCCAAUAGUCGUAUAUACGAUUCACAAGUAGUGGAAGUUCGUGAUGAUUUAUCAUUGAUUAUUCUCAUGUCAACAGCUGAUGAAGUUAAUGUAUUAUCGACACCUUCUAUGACAAGGCAUAUACAAGAAAAUAAUUUCAUGUUUUUACCCGUUUAUAUAUUUGAAAUUUUACAACAUUUAAGUAAUAACUAUCGUUUCAUAUCCCAAUAUAGUCGUGUAUCAAUAUGUCUUGAUUUUGAAUUACUCGUUGCCCAACAAAUUCAACGUGAAGCAUUCUCUAUGACAGAGUUAGAAGAGUCAAAAACACGUUUAAAUCAAUUACUCAAUUGUCAACAAGAUUUAGAUGAUAUUUGGCGUACAUCGCGGUGGCUAGUAGAUGUUAUUAAUUGUGCCAAGGAUAAAACGUAUGCUGGUAUAUCAUUAACAUCAUGGCUAUCGUUAAACAAUACGUCUAGUACUACUACUACAACAACGACCCUACAUGAUGAAUUUCGUCUUAAAGUUGGCCAAUUAGCAGCUAAUGAUGCUUAUGCAUCGGAUAGUGCAUUGGAUGUGCUAAAAUUUAAAUCAGCGCCAACAACUUCAUCCUCUCUUCUCCUAUUACCUACAUUAUCAACAUCAAUGAUCAAUACCAUUCCGGACAAUAAUCAUCGUACAGCAAUGACGAACACUAUUGCUGAUACUACUACGAUAAUGAAUAGUAACAACACAAAUCCAAUUACAGGUGAUGAUAAACUAUUUUUUCUUGUAACAGACACAUGCUUAACUCAUUCGGAUAGCGGAUUUAUUGACAAUGAAUCAUCGUCAGAACGUUCACGAACAUCUACAAUUUCCUCAACAUCAUCGACCAAUAAUCAUCAUACUCUACCUCAUGCCCAUGAUACCGUAAAUGAUUUAACAUUAUACGUACCAACAACAUAUAGUCAGAAAACCGAAUCUUAUUUAAGUCCAAUGGCAAUUGUUGCUCUACGUUUACGUCCACUCAAAACAGCUACAUGUAAAGAUAUUCUGAAUACUAUUGUAAUUCAUGUAAAAACGUGUCACACAUUUAAUAAACCAACACCACAACAUUUAUGUCCUCAACAACGUUUUCAACCGUCAUCCGGUUCUCUUAUAUGGACACUCAACGGUCGAGAACAAAUUUUAGACGAACACUUAACAGCUGCAGAAUUAGAUAGACUAUUAACACGUUAUGGUGGACGAAUUCAUCUUAAAUGGAUUAAAUUACCAACAUCACCACUACCAUUAUCAAAAUCAUCCACACCAAUUUACAGUGAAAUAAAUGUUACACCACCAUCGCCACAAAUAACAUCGAGAAACAGUGACAGUAUUCAUAGUUCAACAUUAUCAUCAAAUUUAAGUUUAAAUUUAAAAUAA